Molecule: messenger RNA, 1206 nt
Organism: Colletotrichum orchidophilum
Lineage: Eukaryota; Fungi; Ascomycota; Sordariomycetes; Glomerellales; Glomerellaceae
Exons: 6
Coding region: 1-1206 (401 amino acids)
Source: RefSeq, a predicted model, not a curated record
AUGAACAACACAAAUGGAACGGUCUCCGCGCCUUGGGAUCCUGCAUGGGCUGCCGAGAGCAACACCGCGCGCAUCAUCACCGUCGUGACCUUCUUCCACCUUCUGGCUCAACUGAGUGUUGCGCUUCGGAUGUACGCUAGAAUUUGGGUCAUCGAAGCGCCUGGGUGGGAUGAUGCAGUCAUAGUCUUGUCAGCGGCAAGGGGAUGGAUCGCCUUUUUGAUACAGGCGCAAUACGGCCUUGGAAAACAUUUCUUGACCAUUGACAAGAAAUAUGACUACGUCGUGUUCAAUCAUGCCGGUUUCUGGCAGUCCAUUAUUUCCGCCUCCGCCGCUCUUAUGUUUCUCAAAAUUUCCAUUGCCCUUAGCCUGUUGCGCUUGAGCACAACUAGAUGGUACAAAUGGGCAUUGUGGUCAACAAUUGCUCUCGUCGUCUUUUACUCGAUUGGGGGCAUGUUUCCCCUCUUCCUACACUGCAAACCAAUGGCGGGAUUCUGGGACAGGAACAUAAAGCCCCGUCCAAAGUGUAAGAACAACAACAAUCUCAUCUUUUUUGGCAUCAUCAACACAGCAUUCAACAUCUUUAGCGACUUAGUUUUGGCCACACUACCUGUGCCAAUCAUAUGGAACCUCCAGAUGAAGCGUAGGCUUCGGCUCUAUGCUAUCGGAAUUCUGAGUUUAGGCUACUUUGCUGUUGCAAUGGGCAUAGUCAAGGCCUUCUACCAGCUUGCCUACGAUAGUGAGCCCGACAAAACAUUCAAUCGAAGCAUCCAGUUUUGGGGCUUUCUACAGCUGCAAGUCGGCAUUAUCGCGGCGUGCGCACCGACUUUAAAGCCUCUUGUGCGCAAUUUACUCAAUCUUUCUGCAUACAACCACCAGAUACCCGGCGUUCGUAGCAAGCAAUCGGGACAGACCAGCUCUGGCCUACGAACGCUGGAGGAUAACUCGGUCCAUAGCCGUAGCGGCGGAAUUACAAUAAGCGACCAAUAUGAACUCGACGAAUGGGCCCUAGAUCCACGAUCCGGCACGCAAAAGGGCGCGUGUAGAAUUCAAACUGUACAAUCCACAGCAGGCCCUACGCUCCGCAAUCGUGAUCGAAGUGAGAGGCUACGAGUUGAGGAUGAAAUCGCGAUGCAGGUCCAAUGCAGCAACUUGCGCGGGAUCAUCAAGACUACAGAGUUCACCAGAAGGUCUGAAAUCACCGAGUAG